AGAUGGCAUUUAAUGACUGCUUCAGUUUGAGCUACCCUGGCAACCCCCACCCAGGGGACUUAAUUGAAGUGUUCCGUCCUGGCUAUCAGCACUGGGCGCUGUACUUGGGUGAUGGUUAUGUUGUCAAUAUAGCGCCUGUAGAUGGCAUUCCCACGCCGUUUACUAGCGCCAAGUCUGUAUUCAGCACAAAGGCCCUGGUGAAGAUGCAGCCCUUGAAGGAUGUUGUGGGAAAUGACACGUACAGAGUAAACAACAAAUACGAUGAAACAUACCCGCCUCUCCCCGUGGAAGAAGUCAUACAACGGUCAGAGUUUGUUAUUGGACAGGAGGUGGCAUAUGACUUAUUUGUCAACAACUGUGAGCAUUUCGUGACUUUGCUUCGAUAUGGAGAAGGAGUUUCAGAGCAGGCCAACCGAGCAAUAAGUACCAUUGGGUUUGUGUCAGCUGCUGUUGGUGCCUUCUCAUUCCUGGGCUUGUUUCCAAAAGGACAAAGAGCAAAAUACUCUUAACAAUUUACUGAAGAGAUAUUGGAACUGAAGGAAUUUAUGAGGAAGGAAAAAAACCUGGGAUGAAUACUUACUUUCAAUGCAUCAUUAUUGUUCCAAAUUCCAAUGAUGGAUGGCAGGCUCUUUAAUAAAUUGCUUACUGAUAUUAUCUUA
Molecule: messenger RNA, 659 nt
Organism: Propithecus coquereli (Coquerel's sifaka)
Lineage: Eukaryota; Metazoa; Chordata; Mammalia; Primates; Indriidae
Gene: PLAAT1
Product: HRAS-like suppressor
Exons: 3
Coding region: 3-509 (168 amino acids)
Biological process (GO): N-acylphosphatidylethanolamine metabolic process
Cellular component (GO): cytoplasm
Molecular function (GO): glycerophospholipid phospholipase A1 activity; A2-type glycerophospholipase activity
Source: RefSeq, a predicted model, not a curated record